AUGAUCAUUGAAAUAUUGAUAUUAACAUUAUUAAUAUCAUCCUCAUCAAUGUUGACCUAUACACGUAUGUGUCAAUGUCAAUGUUGUCAAUAUAUGGGACCACUUUAUUCAAAUAAUAGAAGUCUAUGUGCAUGUCAUCCUACAAAUCAAGGAAAACCUUUUGCUUGUGGCGGUUCAACUGGUCUUUAUUCGGCUCGAGUAUGUACUAUUAAAACUCAUCCAUUUUAUGAUCCACUUCGACCUAAUUUAUGUUGUCAACUUAAAUUCGUUUAA
Messenger RNA from Rotaria sp. Silwood1, 273 nucleotides. The record is from the annotation of a GenBank genome assembly. Lineage: Eukaryota; Metazoa; Rotifera; Eurotatoria; Philodinida; Philodinidae.